Messenger RNA from Aspergillus pseudoviridinutans, 822 nucleotides. RefSeq lists its product as uncharacterized. Bases 1 to 822 code for a protein of 273 amino acids. NCBI's taxonomy places the organism in Eukaryota, Fungi, Ascomycota, Eurotiomycetes, Eurotiales, Aspergillaceae. The transcript has 2 exons. The record is from RefSeq and is a predicted model, not a curated record.
AUGGCCGCGUGGGGCGAACUGUUCGAUCUCCAAGUUACUCCUCGGGAUCUGCCGGUAGAGAAGAAAAUCCCGAGCAAAUGUACCAUCCAACGUCGUGAUCCUGGAGCUUGUUCGAUACAGGCUGCUCAUUACACGCUCCUGCGGAAUAUCAAGUUUGAAAAAGCUCUGGUGCUUCAGGAGGACCGGCCAGUCAAGGUCACCUUGACUUUGUCGCCGCACCCAGGGUCCAAGGAAGCCUGGUACGACUUCCGUGUACUCUCUCACCAGGAUGACGCCCCCGUAAAUGACCACUGCCAUGGACUUAUUCGGAUCGAGUCGACUGAGAAAAUGAAAAAGGGCUCUCAUGCAGACCUUGGGCUGCUGCGCAACCCGACCAAGGCAGCCAUUUGGUACAAGGCACUGGCAGAUGCUGGCUGCGGAUUUGGUCCUGCUUUCAUUAAACACCUCGAGAGUGAGUCCGUUGCAGGUGAGCGCCGCAGUAGAUCCUAUCUGUCACUCACGGAGCCGGAGUCCAAGUGGAGCCCGCAAUCUCUGCAUCCUAUGCAUCCAGCAUGCAUGGAUGGGUGCUUUCAGACCGUGACUCCAUCGGCCGUUGCCGGCAUUCGAAGCAGCAUUCGCGGGAUUCUCGUGCCCGCUAUCAUCGACGACUUGAUCAUAAAUCCUGUCCACAACCGCCCUGAAACUGGUCUGUCCUGCACCACCUCCGAGUACGUGGGCAAAGGCCGUCUGGACGACAACAAGAACUAUAUGUCGGGGUGCACCGUCUACGACCCCGAAACCGGAGCGCUGCUACUUAAGCUUACCGGCCUGCGUUAUAACUGA